Messenger RNA from Rubroshorea leprosula, 1437 nucleotides. The record is from the annotation of a GenBank genome assembly. Lineage: Eukaryota; Viridiplantae; Streptophyta; Magnoliopsida; Malvales; Dipterocarpaceae.
GAGCUAUGUGGAGAUGGAAAAGCAAUUCAAGAUUUUCGUGUAUCCCGAAGGGGAGCCCCCAGUGUUUCAUGAUGGUCCUUGCAAGAGCAUAUACUCCAUGGAAGGAAAUUUCAUCCAUAAGCUUGACUUAGAUAACAAAUUCCAAACCAAAGACCCUCAGAAAGCACAUGUUUUCUACCUUCCAUUCAGUGUAGCCAAGAUGGUACAAUUUGUAUACGUUCGCAACUCCCAUGAUUUCGGUCCCAUAAAGAGGACUGUCAUAGAUUAUGUAGAUCUUGUAGCAAGGAAAUACCCCUACUGGAAUCGAAGCCUCGGCUCUGACCAUUUCAUGCUUUCUUGCCAUGAUUGGGGGCCGGAGGCAAGUUUUUCCCUUCCAUACCUACACAAGAACUCCAUCCGUGCUCUAUGCAAUGCCAACACCUCAGAAAAAUUCAACCCCAUCAAGGAUGUGUCCAUACCAGAGAUCAACCUCCAAACUGACAAACUAGAAGGCUUGGUUGGAGGCCCAUCUCCCUCACGUCGUACAAUCUUGGCUUUCUUCGCAGGAGGGAUGCAUGGCCCUAUUAGACCUAUCUUGCUUGAACACUGGGAAAACAAGGAUGAAGACAUCAGGGUACACAAAUACCUUCCUACAGGGGUAUCCUACUACGAUAUAAUGAGGAAGAGUAAAUACUGCCUUUGUCCAAGUGGUUACGAGGUUGCCAGCCCCAGAAUUGUGGAGGCUCUAUACAAUGGAUGCGUUCCAGUGCUGAUUUCUGUGAGUUAUGUCCCUCCAUUUAGUGAUGUCUUGAAUUGGAAGUCAUUUGCUGUUGUACUUUCAGUGGAUGAUAUCCCUAAUCUAAAGAACACACUAACUAGCAUAUCCUGGAGGCAAUACAUAAGAAUGCAGAGAAGGGUGCUACAAGUAAGAAGACAUUUUGUGUUCAAUUCUCCACCAAAGAGGUUUGAUGUCUUUCACAUGAUCCUUCACUCUAUUUGGCUGAGAAGACUUAAUGUUAAAAUCAAUGAUGGUCAUGGAGCCAUGACCAUUUGAUGAAAUUAAGAACGGACCACACUGAUAGGUAACAAAAACCAGGAUGAUUAAUCCUUUGUUGUUUGCAAUUAUAGUUAGUUCUGUUGAGUUAAGCCGUGACAACAAAGCUACACAUGUCCAGCAACAUUUUUGAAGUUAUAGCACAUUGAUUAGCUAAAGUAAUGAAACAGGGCAACUAUUGCUUAGUUAGCUUUUGAAUGUAACUUAAGAAAUAGGCUAUUGGUUUUGAAGCUUAGUUUGUGUUGAUAUGCUGCCCAUUUUUGUUGUUUACUGAUAUGUCAUACCAUUGGCUACUUACAAGGAGACUAGGUAGCACAACUUUGGGAAAAGAGAAGUCAAAUCUUAACUUUUCAUUGUAAUUUUUUUUCUAUGUAAAAAAGGUUGAAUUAAUUAGAAAUGCUAUG